AUGGUUCACCAAACUCGCACACCCAGCAAGGCCAUCCCCGCCAAGCACCUGAGUCCCAUGCGCAGCGUGGAGGGUCUGGGCGGGAAGUACGCCGUGUCCAGCAGUCCGGCAGAUAGUUUCCUGCGGAACACGAGGCUCACGGUCCAGAGCAGCUCCCAGCAGUCGGCCGCCUUCAAAUACAACCAGAUGGUCACCCACAAUCGGGAGCAGUUCAAUAGCCUGCACUUCUGCUAGGAGGCGGAUGCGGAGGGAUUCGGAUGGCCUUUGCCACUGGAGAGACCGCGUCGGAGGAGGAAAAUACCACUACGAUGGCGAUUGUUUGUCACAAUAGUCGUACAUAACAGCAAUAAAUUAAUUUGCACAAAA
Drosophila santomea is the source of this 366-nucleotide messenger RNA. RefSeq lists its product as uncharacterized. The coding region runs from base 1 to 234 and encodes 77 amino acids. Lineage: Eukaryota; Metazoa; Arthropoda; Insecta; Diptera; Drosophilidae. The record is from RefSeq and is a predicted model, not a curated record. The transcript has a single exon.